AUAAAAGAAAUGGGGAUCAAGCCUAGCAUAAUAUUCGAGACAUAAAUUUUAAGUUCAUUUCGGAGGAAGGAAUUUCUGGUAUUUAAAGAUUUCAUUUUAAUUCAUUUGUGUAAUUUAAUUGGGCGUAUGACAAUUUGGGGUUGAUUUAUAUGUUUUCCAGUUUACAUUUUCUUUUGCUCUGUUUCCUUUCCUAUCCAUACAGUGUUAUUGACACAAUUUUUCUGUUAAAAUUCAAAUACCUUUCUUACUUAUAAAUAGGUAUAAAUAUAAAUAAGUGCACUGAAACCGUAUCUGUGUGUGUCUCCUUGCCUCCUACGAAUCCUUGCGUCUUCUGAUUGAGGUAAAUUGGGUCUAUGGUAUUCCCAUAAAUAAUCAUUUAAAUUUUUGCGUGUAAGCUCCUAAUUUGCACUGACGGGGGUUACACUGUACAUCAUAUUAAAAUGAGCAUAUUAAUAUAAACCUGUGAUCUGAAUUACAGCCAGAAUUUGUUUGCCUAGAGAGUUAGAUAUAAAUGACAUCUUUUCACAGAUAUUUGAAUAAGUAAAUUAACCUACAUGAUAUUGCCACAGGAGCUGAGAUGUAAGACAAAAUUUAAUUUGCUAUUUUAAAAUUGGGCUUUUUGGAGCAAACUACCAUCAUCUUAUGUGACAGUGUAUCAGGCAUUUAAUCAGUUUAGAUGGUCAGUCACUAAAUUAAGGCACGCUGUGGUUUUAGACUUCAUAGUAAGGUUAACCAGAGGAGGAACUGCUUAAGCUGCUACAGACACAGUAAGAACUUCACACAGAAGCAGGACUCAAGAAUUGGAACAAAUCUAACAUGAGCUACUUUUUGAGUUUUAUUCUCUUCAUUUCCAGUGUUGACAGUUUUUCGUCAGCAUCCAGACAGUUAAGUCUUAAAACUGGAGCAUCUGUCACCAUCCCAUGUCAUUAUGAUAGGAAAUAUAUACAACAUAAAAAAUACUGGUGCUAUGGAAUAAUAUUCAAUUUCUGCAAAAUUCAGGCGUAUGCCAAUGACACAAAGGGGAAAGUGACAGUGACUGAUUACCCAGCUGAGAGUCUCUUUACUGUGACAAUGAAUGAGCUCCAGACAGGAAAUACUGGAUGGUACUGGUGUGCUGUAGAGAUAAGUGGACCAGACGUUAAAGAAUACCUUUAUAUCACAGUGAAAUCAGAUCCUGAUCUGUCUGUGAUGGAGAGCAGAGUGAGUGGUGAGGAAGGAGGCAGUGUCACAGUCCAGUGUCUUUACAGCUCUGCAUAUCAGAAUACACAGAAGCAGUGGUGCAGAUUCAAAGAUGAAUGCGGCAAUUCAGUGGGGAGGACUGAUACUUCCCAGAAUUCAGCAGUGCACAUCAGUGAUGAUGGGAGAAGAUCCUUCAGUGUGCAGAUGAGUGGACUGAAGAAGAGUGAUGCUGGCUGGUACUGGUGCAGUGCAGGAGAUCUGCAGUUUCCUGUUCACAUCAGUGUCCAUGAUCCACCUCCAGUUGUGACUACAGCAGUGACUACAACCACUCACCAUGUGACUCCUUACAUUGGGGGUGAGACCCUGAUCCACUGGUACCUGGUGGCCCUUAUUUUACUACUGGUGAUACUGGUCAUCAUCAUCUGCUGUAAGAAAUGCAAGAAUCAAAUCAGGACCAGAGAGAGGAGCAAUGACACCACUGUUCACACACAGCCCACUUUUCCAGCUGAAGACUCCAUUAUAUACAGCACUGUGGCUGUUUCUAAGCCAAACUCUUCAGCAUCAAAAGAUAAUGAGCAGGACGUGACCUACAGCAUUGUAAACAUUGCUUCCAAGAAUAAAUCUAUGUCUCCAAAUAAUGUUGAUGUUGAGAACAUCUACAGCAACGUGGUGUGCCAGUAAGAGAUGUAUAUAUAAGUAUAUAAAGAUUGAUGUCCCGUUUGGCUGGAAGGAAACUGUGGGUGGUGCCUCAGGGAUCUCUACUGGGUCUCAUGUUCAUCCUCAGCAUUAUGAACAAACCCAAUCAGGACAAGGACAACAUACCCCACACUCAUACUACUGACUUACAUCAUAGUCACAUGACCCUCAGUCAUUCAGAAAAUACCAGUUUCCUUACUGUAGCUGCCACAUGAUAACUGCUAAAGCUAACUCAAUACAAGUCCUACUACACCAGCUAUCAUCAUUUCCAUCCACACGGCACACACCAGUCCAGCCCUUAAAUACAGACAUGCGUAUGCAACAUAACACACUGAGGAACUUCCACAACUGGAUGAAUAUAAAUGUAAGAAAAAAAAACAAUUGGUGUUUGCAAAUAAAAAGCAAUUCCAGCAUCUAGUAUAUCUAUGUGUUCUUAUAUAUUUCUCACAUUUGCAUAUAAAUACAAGGACAGACAAAGUGGUACAUUUACAUGUCUAAUAAAUAUCUGAAGCAUUCAGGGUUAUUGUCGCUCAUUAAUGUUUUACUUGUAAAUAAUAAUUUAUCACUUUUUAUUGUGACAGUGUUUGUCUGUGUAUAUUAGCAGUUUUUAUUUUAACUUUAGUAUUAGAUUUUUUUUAAUGAAACUCCUUAAAUGUAUGUUAAAUGUUGCAUAAAUAAAGAUUAUAUCUCACCAGUGUUGAAUUAUUUAUUCUGAUGAACUGACAUGAACUAACUCGUCUCACAGACGAUCUACAACAUUAAGAGGAAGAAAUUGUGAGUAAGUAAUUUGUUGUCAUUGUUGGUUUGAGUGUUUUAAUGCUGCUGUUGACAUUUCUGGUUUUGUUGCUGUUACAAAUAUCACUUCUAAUGAUCAUUUCCUCAGUUACAACUGAUUGUACAGAUUCCUACAGUAAAGAACCCACGUGAUCACAGAAAUAGUCUUAUACAUUGCUGAUAGCAGUGAGUCAUUAGUAUACACUAGCAUUUUAUGGUAUUUGAAAUCAUUUUAGGCUAUGUUUUUUUUUUUUUUUUUUAGUGUAUUUUUUUUUUUCAAAUUAUGUCUUUUGAAUUGUGUAUGAUUAAAAGCUAAUGUUAUAGAGAAGAUUCCCAGGAAUAUUAUUCAUUUGACUAUUUUUCAGGGGAAAAGACUUCGUUCUUCCUCUAUUCUUCCUUAGCAGUCAAUAUAUAAAAGCAAUAAAACUUCAUUGACUUUUCAAUAGUUUUUUUAGAGUUUAUUGCAUAAUUAAACAUUCUUAGCCUCCUUUAAAAGGUCUACUUGGAACUCUUUCUGAUAGGGAAAUGGCAUAGAAACUUGAAGUGAAUGUAAGUGUGACACCUCAGCACAUGCUUUAAUUUACACUGUGAUUG
Molecule: messenger RNA, 3243 nt
Organism: Pangasianodon hypophthalmus (striped catfish)
Lineage: Eukaryota; Metazoa; Chordata; Actinopteri; Siluriformes; Pangasiidae
Product: polymeric immunoglobulin receptor-like
Exons: 10
Coding region: 817-1860 (347 amino acids)
Source: RefSeq, a predicted model, not a curated record